AUGGCUUUUCGACGGAACACGAGAGCUCAUAACUACGAGGAUCCGAAUCCUAGGGGUGAGGAAGCAGCGGAUCCAAAUGUUCCCUCGGCAGUUCCUAGAGGGGUGAAUCCCCAGGUGGCGUUACUAGCUGAGGCAUUGCAAGUAUUGUUGAAUAAUGCGAAUGGAGUCGGUGGAGCUCAAGUGCAGCAGCCUCGCCGGGCACAAAUUCAGCAAGAGGAGGUUCAGUUUAUCAGGGAUUUCAGACGCUUUGGGCCACCCGUUUUCAACGGGGUGAGUGAGAGGCCUACUGCAGCCGAGGAAUGGGUCAGGGAGUUGGAAGCCUUUUAUGUGUAUUUGGGAUGCUCCGACGAUUUUAAGGUCCAGGGAGCAAUGUUUAUGCUUCGGGGGGAAGCAGUAAAUUGGUGGGAGUCGGUGGCGGCAGUAGAGGAUCACGCCAACGUACCCGUCACAUGGGCAAGAUUUAAGGACCUACUCUAUGAGUACCAUUUCCCCGUGACUGUCAGAAAUGAAAAACGGGCAGAGUUUCUCCGUCUCACUCAAGGAAGCCUAACUGUGGCCCAGUACGAGAGGAAGUUCACUGAGCUGUCCCGUUUUGGAAUGCAGUACUGA
Messenger RNA from Momordica charantia (bitter melon), 609 nucleotides. The record is from RefSeq and is a predicted model, not a curated record. Lineage: Eukaryota; Viridiplantae; Streptophyta; Magnoliopsida; Cucurbitales; Cucurbitaceae.